This is a messenger RNA of Gongylonema pulchrum, 555 nucleotides long. Lineage: Eukaryota; Metazoa; Nematoda; Chromadorea; Rhabditida; Gongylonematidae. The record is from the annotation of a GenBank genome assembly.
GAUGUUUGUCGUUUUUCGAUGCAUCUGUUGCAUCCGGAAAUACAUGAUUUACUUGGCGUCACGCACCCAACUGGAUUUUUGCUGCAUGGGCCACCUGGCUGCGGGAAGACGCUUUUCGCUGAAGCGGAAUUCGGCUUACCUGUUUUAAAAGUGGCAUCGACUGAAGUGGUUUCUGGAGUGUCCGGAGAAACGGAGCAAAAAAUACGGUUAUUGUUUGAAAAGGCAGGAGAAGUGGCGCCGUGCGUUUUACUUUUGGAUGAAAUUGAUGCAAUAGCACCGAAACGUGAAAAUGCGCAGCGUGAAAUGGAACGGCGUAUUGUAUCGCAAAUUGCUUCAUGUCUUGAUGAGCUGUCAAAUCCGAGAAGAAGCGUGGAGCUGGCUGAUCAGCCAGAUUUGGAUAGUUUGGUGGAGAAAUGUUCCAGGAAGAAAUUGGUUCUUGUGAUCGGUAUAGUUUGUGCUUCUAUUCAUUAUCCGAUAUCGUUGGUUGAGGGGCUUAUCUUCCGCAUGUCUGGCUCGUGUACUUUGUCCAGCUGCCAUUCCUUCCGUAGCAGAUAA